Messenger RNA from Symbiodinium sp. CCMP2456, 825 nucleotides. NCBI's taxonomy places the organism in Eukaryota, Dinophyceae, Suessiales, Symbiodiniaceae. The record is from the annotation of a GenBank genome assembly.
GAUGUAGGAGAAGAACAGAUGAAGGUGUUCCACCGAGAUGUCUCUCUGGUCGCGUGCUUGGCCGAGUUUGUCGGCAUGACUCUGUUCGUGAUCAUCGGCUGCGGCAGCGCCAUGGGCAUCCAGGGCUCGGGCAGCUCGGGUGGCAGCGGUAGCGACGGAGACAGCACCAGCGGCGAGACGACCUCCAUGAUUCCUGGCUGGGUUCUCAUGGUGGCUUUGGUGUUUGGCCUGUCCAUCACCACCUUGGCCUACUCCAUCGGACACUACAGCGGGGGCCACCUCAACUGCGCCGUCACCCUUGGCCUGGUCCUUACUGGCAACUGCCACGCGCUUCAAGGGCUUUUCAACUUCGGCUCCCAGAUGAUGGGCUCCAUCCUUGGCGCGGCCAUCCUCUGCGCCAUCUUCCCCCCGGAGCUGGAUAUGACGAAGACCUUGGGAGCCAACAGUGUGGGUCUGAAGUGGAACUGGUGGAACGCACUGAUCGGCGAGCUCGCCGCAGAGGAUGUGGACGCGUCGGCCGGGCCCGGCUACUGGCGCAGCAUGUGGAUCUUCUGGGUCGGCCCGCUCCUGGGAGCGUGCCUGGCCGCAGCCGUCUACAAGGCCAUGCUCAUGCUGGAUGCGGUCCACGAGGAGCACACCCUGAAGCAUCACCCAGGCUACAAGCGCCGGCAGACCCUGAUCCAGCACGCGACCGAAUCGACUUCCGCCCCAGCAGCUCGAGAGGCCGCAGUUGGGGGCCCGGUGCUCUUGGGCAGCAAGCACGGCCAGAAGGAGGGCAAGGACACGGCCAGGGCGUCCGAGGUCCUCCAGGAGAGCAGCGUCUAG